AGACAGAGAGAGAGAGAGGGAGAGAGAGAGGGAAUUGAGAGAGAGAGGUUAGAGACAGAGAGUGAGGGGAAGGAAACACUACAUAAAGAGACAGAAGAGAGCCCUUCCUGGAACUCUCCAGUCCUCUCUGACUGCCGUCGCUCGCUGAGGGAGAAAGACAGCAGUGUUUUAAAGAGGAACAGAGUACCUGGUUGUCAUUCUGCUGAGGGCUGAGACAAACAGAGGAGAAGAAGACAUGUCUGGUCAUUUACUAAGGAGAAACUCCAGCAAGGAAGGUCUGCAGAACCUGCUCAGGGUGACGGCCCAGCGCAGUAUUGAGGAUGCUGAGGAGAUAGAGCGGGAACGGAGACGAAGGGCCAGGGAGAGACAGGGAGACCAGGACCCACACACCCACACUGGCCCAGCCAGCACCACCAGCCCCACACCAGACAAUGGGCUCCCGGAGCUAUAUCCAAUGUGUGAGAGUGAACUGAAGGCUAGUGGCUGCCAGUUGGCUCUGGAGGAGGACGAGGGCUUCAGUGACUGGACCCAGAGGUUGGAGAAACGCAGACAGCGCCACCUGGAGGAACAGGAGUCCUCGGAGGACCAUCAGCCCCAGCAGCAGCAGAAUCAACCCCAGCAGCAUCACCCCCAGCAACAGCAUCAACCCCAGCAGCAUCACCCCAGCAACAGCAUCACCCCCAGCAGCAUCACCCCCAGCAGCAGCAGCAGCAGCCCCAGCUGCUCAGGCUAAACAGAGCCUCCCCAAUCAGACCCUGCUUGAAGACACGUCCUGGUCCUGGGCCCGAGGAGAGGGAGGAGAAGGAGGUAGAGUGGGAACGAAAAGCCAGCAACAAGACACAAGACACUUCAAGAAGAGUAACAGAGGACAAG
Molecule: messenger RNA, 873 nt
Organism: Oncorhynchus tshawytscha (Chinook salmon)
Lineage: Eukaryota; Metazoa; Chordata; Actinopteri; Salmoniformes; Salmonidae
Product: lymphocyte-specific protein 1
Exons: 3
Coding region: 236-733 (165 amino acids)
Source: RefSeq, a predicted model, not a curated record